UUUGUCUUUCCCUCCCUAUUUCUUCUUCAUUUUAUCUCCCUUUGUUCUACACACUACUGUAUGUUCUUAUUACCUGGACACUUCUCUCUCUCUCCCUCGCUUUCACUCCCCAACAUUAUCUUUAGCUCUUCUCCUUAGCAUCCCUUAUCCAUUCUUCCCUCUCAAGAGCCCAAGAUUCUGAGGAUAGCAUAACAAUCCUUUGGAAAGAUGGAGAUCACUAAUGUCAGCGAAUAUGAAGCAAUUGCAAAGGAAAAAUUGCCGAAGAUGGUUUUUGACUACUAUGCAUCAGGAGCAGAGGACCAAUGGACUCUUAAUCAGAACCGGCAAGCAUUCUCAAGGAUUUUGUUUCGACCUCGGAUUCUUAUUGAUGUAAGCAAGAUAGACAUGACAACAACUGUUUUGGGCUUCAAAAUCUCAAUGCCCAUCAUGAUUGCUCCUACUGCCAUGCAGAAGAUGGCUCACCCUGAGGGAGAGUAUGCAACUGCAAGAGCAGCAUCAGCCGCCGGCACAAUCAUGACGCUAUCUUCAUGGGCUACUUCCAGCGUCGAAGAGGUUGCUUCAACAGGACCUGGCAUUCGCUUUUUCCAGCUCUAUGUUUACAAAGACAGGCAUGUGGUUGCACAGCUCGUAAGGAGAGCUGAAAGGGCUGGUUUUAAGGCAAUUGCCCUUACUGUGGACACUCCAAGGCUUGGUCGCAGGGAGGCUGACAUCAAGAACAGAUUUGUGUUGCCCCCAUUUUUGUCAUUGAAGAACUUCGAGGGAUUGGAUAUGGGGAAGAUGGAUCAGGCUAAUGAUUCUGGCCUAGCUUCAUAUGUUGCUGGACAAAUUGAUCGCUCUCUCAGCUGGAAGGAUGUGAAGUGGCUUCAGACAAUCACCGAUUUACCAAUUUUUGUGAAGGGUGUAAUUACUGCUGAGGAUGCAAGGCUAGCCAUACAAGCUGGAGCAGCUGGAAUCAUUGUGUCCAAUCAUGGAGCUCGACAACUUGAUUAUGUCCCUGCAACUAUUAUGGCUUUGGAAGAGGUUGUCAAAGCUGCACAAGGCCGAGUUCCAGUAUUUCUGGAUGGCGGUGUUCGGCGUGGGACAGAUGUCUUUAAGGCAUUGGCUCUUGGAGCAUCCGGCAUAUUUAUUGGAAGGCCGGUGGUGUUCUCAUUGGCUGCUGAAGGAGAGGCUGGUGUCCGAAAAGUGCUUCAGAUGCUUCGUGAGGAGUUUGAACUGACAAUGGCAUUAAGUGGUUGCCGCUCACUCAAAGAGAUUACCCGUGACCACAUUGUGGCUGAAUGGGACCGUCCUCGUCUUCCACCCAGGCUGUAAGAUCGCCAUGCGUACAUGAAUGCUGCUGCCAUGCUAGCUAGUGCUUCUCAUUCAUUACUGUGCAUGGUUGGAAACUCGGAAUGCUGAGUUUCAGGAACCUAUCUAUAAUCAGAAAUAACCUAUAUAUCUCAUGACUUAGGGUUCCAAAAACAUGCUUGAUCAGCAGUUCAAACUUCUGUAAUGAUGAUCAUAAAAUUAUCAUGACAUUUUCCUUGAUUUAUAUAUACAUCAAAUUAAUUAAGCUA
Carya illinoinensis is the source of this 1556-nucleotide messenger RNA. RefSeq names its product peroxisomal (S)-2-hydroxy-acid oxidase-like. NCBI's taxonomy places the organism in Eukaryota, Viridiplantae, Streptophyta, Magnoliopsida, Fagales, Juglandaceae. Gene Ontology annotation, molecular function: FMN binding; oxidoreductase activity. Bases 208 to 1311 code for a protein of 367 amino acids. The transcript is spliced from 12 exons. The record is from RefSeq and is a predicted model, not a curated record. Gene Ontology annotation, cellular component: peroxisome.